AUGGCAUCACCAGCUAAUGCUCAUUAUGAAAGGAAUCGUACGACUUGGUUUUUAACAGACCCGCGUCUUCGCGAAGAAUUCUUUUCGUUGCCGAGUCUUCAGCCUGUUAUAAUAGAAGAAGAUGAUAACAAUAAAAAGGAGAAAAAUGAAUCAAAGACUAAGGCGAGUCGAGCAAAAGAUCUCAAUGCAGCACCCAGAAAGUAUAAAAGACGAAAUACAAUAAAGAAGGAUAUUCCGAAUAGUGACAAGCAACAACCGCAGCCACCUCAGGUUACUAUCUUAGACAAUGAUGUACUAAAGAAGAAAAGAGCAUCAACUUCAAAAAUAUCAAAGACACCAAAUAAAGCUAAAAAGAAUAGCACAACGUUCAUCUCCGACUUACCCGAUCAACCAUUGGACGAUUCAUGGACACAAUCAGAUGAUCCUGGAAAAACGGACGAUAGUGAUGACAAAAGUAGAGUGACAGAUUUUUCUGUAGCAGCUGCGAUAACUUCUAUAAACUCAAAUUCUUCCACCGCUACUAUACACACCAGAAAGAAGUCCAAAUUAAAAAACGCCUCAAAAACAAGAACCCUAGUAAAACAGAGAAAAGUAUCAUUAAACAAAAAAGAAGUACUGAAAAAACUCAUACAGAAGAUGAAUGAUAAGAAACAACUUCGCAACGAUAGAAAAGAAGGCGACGAGGAAGGAAAAAAUUUCCCAGAAAACGGGUCUCUUGUCACUGAUGAAAAGGACAAGUCUAGUAUUAAACCUUUGGAGGAGACAAUUAUUAGUGAAUUACUCACAGAGGAACCCGAAGAAGAGACCUCUGCCACUAACCUUGACUCGCUUCACGAAAACGAGGAAGAGCAAUCUCAGCAGCAAUUGAGAAGUAGCAGUCGUAACAAGAACGAACGCCAGAAAAGUAGGGAUAAAACAAAUGAAAGUGAAGAGCAUGCCGCUGCGGAGAAAACAUUUACUGGAAAACAGAAAGACGUCGAUCAAGAAGACAAUGAAGAUGAAAACGUGGCUGUCCCCCCUCGACCAGUGCGAAGGACCAGGAGUCAAUAUAGUAACAAAGAGGCAUCGAUUUAUCAACGACCAAAGAUGGAAAAGCUGGAAAAAUCCUCGUCUAACCAUGCUUUCGUUGGAAGAGAAGUAGUUUUCGUUGAUCCACGUGAUAAAACUGAAAAAUUUUGGUGGCCCGCUAUGGUUGUUCCUCACGGUGAAGUAGAUGAAUCUAUGGGAUUUGAUGAGUUAGGACCCAACGAGGUCAUAGUAAAAUAUUUUGAGGAUUGCACAUAUUCUGCAGUACCAUUAAAAGAGAUCAAGAAAUUCGAUAUCCAUACAGAUCCAUUUCUUAAAUACAAACAAAAAUAUGGCGCCGAAUUUAUCAAUCAUGUAGGCGUGCAAAACGCAGUCCAAUGCAUAGCAAAUGGUGAGCCGGACAAAGAAUUCAAAUGGGAUUACUGGAUGAGACCUGCGGAUACGUCAAAUAUCCCGGCAACAAACACAAAUAAUCAUUCCAUUUCUAAUAAUGCGGAUGCAAUUGACAGUGGUAACCUGGUGACUACUCGUAAAUCUACGCGUUCACGAAAAGGAAAAGAACGUAGUGAUACUUAUGAAGUUGGAUCCACGAAGACGAAAACUGAACCGAAGGCGAUUUCGAAAUCUACGCGCAGAAAAUUACCUUUCGUGUCUUCUAGUACUGCUGCUAUUGCUACUAGGAAAGGGGGAACAUCGUCGACAUUAGUAAAAGAAAAAGUAGCAACCUAUACUGGAGCGACACCAGCCGGCAAACAUCAAAAAACAAGUCGCAGGACAGCAUCACGGAAACAAAGUAUUUCAUCUAGUAGAUCUGCCGAUUUGGGAGAUAUAAUUGAGGAUGCAGUAAUGCCGGAUAAACACUCCACGGUCGAUGAUAUUGCUUCAAAGAAAAAGGCAACCACCCGACGACGUUUGUCUACGCAAAUACCGGAAUCCGAUGACCCGGUUGACAUCGAAGGUGUUUCUCCUAUUGAUAUAGGAUCUCCUUCUAUUGACAAAUCAAAGACUAGUAAACGAACCCGUGACGCUUUAUCCGAUUACGAGCAAUCAGAUAACGAAUCCCCUGUUAGAAAAUCCAGUCGAAAAGGCAAAGGUUACAAGUCAAAAGGAAAGAAAACCGCAGCCACCAACGCAGCUGGUUCCUCCACUUCUCCGAUAUUUGUUGAAGACACAGAAAUUGGUUCCUCAAAGGGCGUUAAAGAUCCCACAAAAAAAAUUAAACCUGUAACGAGACGCGCACGUUCACCUGAAAUCUCGCAAGAUGAUCUGCCUGAGGAUUCCCGGCGUAAUAUUGAGCGUUUCAACUUUGAUGGCCCACCCGAUGAAAAGGAACGGGAAUAUCAAGAAGCACAAGAUCAUAUGAAAUCAUUAGGUAAUCAAUAUCGUGAGUUGAGCAAGGAAAACGAAGAAAUGGAUAAAAAGAUCCACAAGAAAAAAAUAGAUCGACGACGUGCUCGCAAUGCUGAAUUAACUCAAAAUCGAAAGAAAGCUGCCAAGUCUGAUGAUGACGUUCACGAGGAUGAAGAAAUUCAUGAACGCGAAGAUGAACAAACUGAAUACUCGAACGAACAAUAA
Molecule: messenger RNA, 2601 nt
Organism: Ambispora leptoticha
Lineage: Eukaryota; Fungi; Glomeromycota; Glomeromycetes; Archaeosporales; Ambisporaceae
Source: the annotation of a GenBank genome assembly